AUGAAAUCCCCGAGCCAAGGAAUUGAUCUGCCAUGCGCAUCGCCGGACACCUGCAGAGGACCGCAUUCUAACCUCGUGUUGGUUAGUUUCAUCUUUUUGAGUCUUCCAAAUCCCCCUCUCACAUCCGUCGGCCAUUCUUCGCUAUGUCCAGAUCCAAAGGAGCUGAGAGAGAAAGAGCACCGUAUGACGAUGCUAAUAUAUGUCGAGAGUUUUAUGACUAACUACGGUUUUAGUUCAUCCAAUAUGCAACACGACAAAGUUAUCAAGGAGUCGGCCAUGGCUUGGGACGGGCAACCUGUUGUCUUGAUUGAUACCCCUGGCUUUGAUGAUACAUACAAAUCUGAUGUCGAAAUCCUUGGUAUAGGAGAAGAUAGGGAAAUGCAGCUCAAGUCAGAAUUUUGGAACGACAUGAUAGACAAAGGAUGCAGUGUUAGCCGAUUUGGGGAUUCCUACGAUUCUGCUUGGGAUAUUCUCGCUCCUACCAAUGCUAAACCACAGGUUCUACUUUCAGAUGAGAUCGCGGAACAGCAUAAAAAGCUCAAAGAGACCGAGGUUGGCGUUACCCUCAGUAAACAGCUUCAGAGACUGUCCAAAGAUCAACGAGAUGCGAACCGUAGGCUCAAAGGGCUAGCUAGAAGGCAGAAAAACCCGAAGAUGGCAAAGGAGCUAUCAGAUCAAGCAGCAGAGGUCGAAGGUGGACUCAGUCAAACUCUCGAGCAGAUGCGCGCUUUAAAGUUGUCUUUUACGACCAAGGGUUCCAGAAGCAACCUAAAGCAGGCCCUCUUCGUCGUAUCCAACCCUUCUAUAUCGAAAGCAAACCGGACCCAGGAAGGCAGGAGAAUAGACAGCCAAUCACUUGUCACCCUCUCCUCAUGUCCCAUAGCCACAAGUGUCCUUGUUCAAGGGAUCAGGACCGAAAUAUCCAUCGAAAUAUUCUACACCAUGUUCAGAAAUAAGCAAUCCAAGGACCGAAUCAUUGUGUACGUCCCGCGGCCCUCAAUAUCUACAAAAUAUGCUCAUAUGGACAUGCAGCGUUAUGGGAGCUUAUGGAGCGGGGAAAACUACGGUAAUACCACAACCACCUACAGAUAUCUAAAUCUCAGGGAGUCGGUCAUGGUUUGCACCCUUGCACAAAAGAAGUCGAGUUCACCACAGCCGAUUCCACUGACGGUCGAAGUAUUGUCCUCGUCGAUACCCCAGUCCCUUUGGCCUAACGCAGUUGAUUUGAAACCUAAUCGUGGAAGCAGUUAUAAAAAGGAAAUCCAUAUUGAACGUAUCCUCUAUCUGCACAAGAUCUCUGAUAACCGAAUGGCUGGUCCCUCACUCCAGAAUCUCGAGUUGUUUGCGAGUAUCUGCCGUCAGCGUCAAGUACCCAAUGUUACCUUUGUGACGACGAUGUGGAGUCAAGUUAAUGAAGAACUGGGACGUCGACGCGAGAAGCAAUUGUGCGAGGACUUUUGGAAAGAGCUGAUGGAUAAAGGCAGCGAGGUGGUGCGGUUCAAAGAUUCGUAUGAAUCUGCCUUGGAGAUUCUUGGUUGUAGUCCCGAGGAGAUCAAAGCUCGAAUUCUGCUUUCAACGGAGAAGAGCCAUGAGCACAAGCACAAAUGGUUGCUUUCCUUCUCCAAACUCACUCUUAGACGAUCACGUACAGCCGCUCGGUAUGCCUGCGUAUUGCAUCGAGAUUGGAUCUACUCUAACGGGUGUUUAACCGACCGUCCAAAACCGCAGUCCCUUUUAGAAGCCACCGCUUUUCCUCGCCUAUUAGGUUGGUCGCCACCAAAGAAUUGGACUGACAUGCAUAUCAAAUCAAUCCUGCCACGAACAUCCCGCAUGGAGGCUGCAAACGACCUCUGGCCUCAUGUCAUUGACUUUAUAGUCUUCCCGGCAUAUCUCGCCCUCCCGUCGACAACUUAUCCGCUAUGUCUGGACCCACUGAAAGUAUCAUUGUGCGACAGGCGCAACGGCAAUUAUAACCUCGCAGCUAUCCUGUACUUGCACCGAAUUUCGGAUAAUCGCAUGGCUGGGUCGCCAUUGAAGAAUCUCGAACUAUUCGCAAGUUUAUGCGGAAGGAGCGCCAUGCCCCAUGUGGUCCUCGUAACGACGAUGUGGAGCCAUGUUAGUGAAAAAGUCGGAGCGGAGCGAGAGGAACAGCUGAAGACGAGCUUCUGGCAUGAUAUGAUGGAGAAAGGGUGCUCAGUUCGACGAUUCGAGGACACCCAUAAGAGUGCCUGGGACAUCAUCAAGUUUGCCUCUUCAAAAUCCUCCAAUGACCCACAAACCAACGUAUUGAUUUCAACCGAGCUAGUCGAUCGCCACAAGAAACUCAAGGAGACCCAAGCUGGGACUACCCUCAAUAAGCAGCUGGAGAAGUUGAUCAAGGAUCAAAAGGAAGCAAAUAAGAGACUGAGGACGCUGGCUAAUAGCCAGGGUAAUCAAAAAACGAAGCAGGAAUUGACAAAGCGGGUAGAAGAAUUAGAGGGGAAAAUCACGCAGACUACGCAAAAGAUGCGCGAGCUCAAGCUACCGAUCGCGAAAAGGUUGCUCAGACUUUUCAGUCGAAAUUCUCCUGUCUCUCCCUCUGACUCCGACGCAAGUCUAGUGUUGGCGGAACAGGUCAGCACAGAGGUGCUCGCCUCGACACAGAACCGACAUUGUGAGAAGGCGUUAAUCUAUUCCAGUUGUUUCCGUAUUCGGUUGUACUUGCUCAUUCAUAUUCUUACCAAGCUGGGUUAUGGACCACCUCGCGCAUCUACCGCGCCACAAAAAGCUAGGAUGAAGCAGAGUGGUUUCGGUGCCUCCAUAACCCCUAUUCCAUUCGUAUCACCGUGGGCAUCUGUCUCAACCCUUAACCGCGCUGUGUUUGACAUGAGGUUUGGGA
Molecule: messenger RNA, 2878 nt
Organism: Acaulospora colombiana
Lineage: Eukaryota; Fungi; Glomeromycota; Glomeromycetes; Diversisporales; Acaulosporaceae
Source: the annotation of a GenBank genome assembly